Molecule: messenger RNA, 288 nt
Organism: Neospora caninum
Lineage: Eukaryota; Apicomplexa; Conoidasida; Eucoccidiorida; Sarcocystidae
Exons: 2
Coding region: 1-288 (95 amino acids)
Source: RefSeq, a predicted model, not a curated record
AUGGUUCGACUUUUUUCGGAGGAGAUGAUGGCAGGUGGAAGCUUCAACUGCCUUGCGUACUCUGUUGCGUUUUUCUCAUGCUUUUUCGUCACCUGCAUUCUUGCUGAGGCGAAGAGCAUAACGAUAAAUGUGGUGAAGGGGAUCACCAACAACGACGCGUAUGUAGUAAGCUUGGGGACAGGCGAGACGAUUACGGUUAAAUUGAAGCGCUCAGGUCGUUUCCUGUUGGAAUGCUUCGAUGCGCGAACGUGGCGCUCCAGUGUGGCCGUAAUCUUCAUCUGCAUCUAG